ACCUAUUGCCUGCCCUAAUCCUUUACCAUUUCCACAAACUCUCUUUCUUUUCUUGUUUAAACGACUGCGUUUUGAUCAUCAUCAUCAUCAUCAUCAUCCUCCUCACCAAGAUCACACAAUUAGAGGAAAAAAGCUUAACUUGUUCCCCCUUUUUUAGGAAAUUACUUCAAUGAUUUUGGAAGCAUUUUCAGAAAGAUCAAAAAAAGGAAGUGAUUAGUGAUUAGCUUCAAUGUGAUUUAAAGCUUUUCUAGUAUUCCUCAAACAAGAAAAACUCCAAACAGAAAAACAGUAAGUCUCUGAUCUUACUCUCCCAUCAAUCUCAUCACUAUACAUCUCUUUCUUCUUCUCUCUUCUAUUAUAUAUCAAACACAUGCAUACACUUUUAUAAAAUAUAUAUUUUCAUCAUUUCCUUGUCUUCCUCCGUUUCUGGCUUUUUAUCUUUCUCUCUUUCCUUUCAAACAUGGAAAUUCUCUGGUAGUAAUCACUGGGUAUCUCUUCUCUUUCCUUUUCUAGUCUUGUCCUUUCAUCAACAGUAACAUCUCUGUUUGAUUUGCUUCCAGAGAACAAAAAAAAAAAAACGAGAAAAACCAACUAAACCUUUAAUUCCAACUCUUUAUCUUGCUGUUCACUGGCUUUCUUACUUGGGUCAUCCGCAAAAGAGUUUUAAGAUUAGAGAAAAAAGCAAACCCUAGAAGUACAAUCGCGAGGAAGAAGACGAUAUAAUCAUCUAUAUAUAUAUAUGUCACUGAAGAACCCAGCAAUGGAUUCGAUCCCAGAAAUGGGCAAAAACCACUCAGAAACCAACACGAGCAGCAUCAACUCACUUGCAUCUUCAUCUUCCCCAUCAUCUUCAACCUCCAGCCGCUACGAGAACCAGAAGCGCCGAGACUGGAACACUUUUGGUCAGUACCUGAAAAACCACAGACCACCACUCUCUCUUUCCCGAUGCAGUGGUGCCCAUGUUCUUGAAUUCCUUCGUUAUCUCGACCAAUUCGGAAAAACUAAGGUGCACACUCCAAUCUGUCCUUUCUACGGCCAUCCGAACCCACCGGCCCCCUGUCCCUGCCCUCUCCGCCAAGCCUGGGGCAGCCUCGACGCACUCAUCGGCCGGCUCCGAGCUGCCUUCGAGGAAAACGGAGGGAAACCCGAAGCCAACCCGUUUGGUGCACGAGCUGUGAGGCUUUACCUCCGAGAGGUUCGUGAUUUGCAAUCAAAAGCAAGAGGGAUUAGCUACGAGAAGAAGAAGCGUAAGCGGUCAACCGGCGCCUCUCAACAAAUUCAAGCUGCUCUGCACCCACCACCACCACCCAGUUCAGGUUAAGAAAAUCUCUCUCUGUAACCAAUAUAUAUAUAUAUAUAUAUGUUGUGGUUUUGAUGUAUCCAUCUCUGAGUAGGGUAGGGUUAGUUUACGUUUUGUUUUGUGCUGGUAUUGUGUAGUUUUGCUUAGAUCUCAUCUGAUUUGGAAGCAAAGAGUGAAAGUUUUACCAUUAGUGGGACUGGUACUGAAGGGGUUGUUUAGAGUGAUUGCACUUCCAGUUCUCAUCUACGGGAAACUCUCUUUUCUUUUAUGUGUACUUUUAAUAUUCAUCUAUAAAUUUGCAGAUCAUGUCUC
Carica papaya (papaya) is the source of this 1612-nucleotide messenger RNA. Its product is annotated as protein LIGHT-DEPENDENT SHORT HYPOCOTYLS 3-like. Gene Ontology annotation, biological process: response to light stimulus; mRNA transcription. Lineage: Eukaryota; Viridiplantae; Streptophyta; Magnoliopsida; Brassicales; Caricaceae. Gene Ontology annotation, cellular component: nucleus. The record is from RefSeq and is a predicted model, not a curated record.